Nymphalis io (European peacock) is the source of this 3772-nucleotide messenger RNA. RefSeq names its product interferon-inducible double-stranded RNA-dependent protein kinase activator A homolog (gene Loqs). The record is from RefSeq and is a predicted model, not a curated record. Lineage: Eukaryota; Metazoa; Arthropoda; Insecta; Lepidoptera; Nymphalidae. Bases 179 to 1324 code for a protein of 381 amino acids. The transcript has 8 exons.
CAACUUUAACAAUUCUAUUGAUGGAAAUUGCAAUAUCUCAUGUGCGGUGUCUAAGCAAUUUUGCAAUAAUUUAUUAAAACUUAGACUUUUUAUUGUAUUAAUAACUACUAAGUACGCUUAGUACUAUUUUUAUCUUUGAAGUUUUGUAAAAGUUGCAACUGUGGAUAGAUUACACAAAAUGCUGGACGGUGGUGUCGUACACCCCCACUCAAGUGUGGUCCAUGGAGGGGUAACAGGAGUUGUACAUGGAAUGCCAGUACAUGGGGCAGGUCCAGAUGGAGAGCAUCCUCCUCAUGGACCACGUCGCCGUUAUCAAAACAGACCCAAACCACCUAAUAAUUUGGAACGUCUACCACUUGAUGAAGCUGCGAAAAGGGAAAUGGAAGCACUUCCAAUGAAGACACCAGUGUCAGUACUGCAGGAGCUCUUGGCUAGACGGGGAACGGUUCCCAAGUAUGAGCUGGUACAGAUAGAGGGCAUGAUCCAUGAACCUACCUUUCGCUAUCGAGUGACUGUUGCAGAUUUAAUUGCAAUGGGCACAGGAAGAUCCAAAAAGGAAGCUAAGCAUUCAGCUGCCAAAGCUUUACUUGAUAAGUUAACUGGUGCUACACCCGCUGAUCAGUCAACAAAUGGAACUGUGCCUGAAACUGGGACCGUUGUAUCAUCUUUUGAAGAUAAAUUGAUGGGCAAUCCAGUGGGAUGGUUGCAGGAGCUUUGUAUGUCCCGCUUCUGGCCUCCGCCCUCAUAUCAUGCAGAGAAUGAUGACAAUGUUUCCAGGCGUUUGCCCCAUGAGCGCCAAUUCACAAUUGUUUGUACACUGUUAAAACGGCGCGAGAUCGGAACUGGAAAAUCUAAAAAACUGGCUAAGCGCCAAGCAGCAUAUAAAAUGUGGCAAGCACUUCAGGAUAAUCCACUAGAGACCUUCCAACCUGAAGAAGAGGGCGGUGUCGCAGCCCGCUAUGCCGACCUGAAAGAUAGUAAAAUCUCUACACUCACUACCAGCCACAGCCACAAGGUGUCGCAGUUUCACAAACACCUCAAACAAUCUGUCGGCCCUAACCUGGCCAAGUUGCAGGUGACCCCACUCAACAACAAAGACUUUAACUUCGUUCAGUUCCUGCAAGAGAUAGCUUCUGAGCAGUCUUUUGAGGUAACAUAUGUGGAUAUUGAGGAAAAGUCUAUGACAGGCCGCAGUCAGUGUCUAGUGCAAUUAUCAACAUUGCCUGUCGCCGUAUGCUAUGGUUCAGGGCUCACUAGCAAGGAUGCUCAGUCGUCGGCGGCACAAAAUGCUCUCGAGUAUUUAAAAAUAAUGACAAAGAAGUGAAACGUCUCCUCAUCUUGCGACAUCAAUUAUUCACGCCUAAUGACGACCUAUGUAAUAUGAUCAAUGUAAAAUAUAUGGCCACUACAAGUUUAUACUUUAAUUUUAAAAAGAAAAUAUUAGUCAGCAUAGAACGCCACUUUAAGGUAUAUGAUUGAUGUCGCCAGGUUUAGAGUCUAUGAAUCUUUAUUACCACAAUCCAUAUGAGUAUGGCAAUAAUGCCUUGUGCCAGCAGCACUUCGGGCUAUGCUAUGUAACUGGCAUAUUUGCAGUUUAUUACUAACAAUUACUACUACUAAUAUAGCUUUAAUUUAAUAUAAUUAAUAGUUUUAUGUAUAAAUAAAUUAAAAAUAUUUAUGAAAUGUGUCUAGAAGCACCUACAAUAUUUAAUGCAUUUUUUUUUAUUUUAAAAAAGGUUGUUUGUUGUCAUUUUGAAUUUAUUAUAUUUAAAAUAAUUAAUAGAUUAUAUCAAACAUAUCUCAUGCGUAACACAUAAGUAAUCUACUAUUUAUAUUAUUUAAAAAAACUGUAUAUGUAUAUAGUAGCUAAUAAUUUUCAAAUUUGCUUAGUAUAAUAGAACUACCGUGAUCAAAUUCAAAAUUUUGGCUUUGGAUAGCUAAUGAGAACCUGUGUUAAAAACAGUCAAUGGCCUCCUUUUUGACCAUUGCCUAUUAAUAUAAGGUUUAAAUAGGUUUGCUAUACAGUCUGUCAACCCUAACCUGGCCAAGUUGAUUUUCAUCCAUCAUGUAAUAAGCACCUUCUGCUUAAUAACUAUGGUGCAUAUUCCUAUAUUAUUGUAAAUGUUACAAGUUAUUCUUGUCGUUUCUCGAACAAUUAAAAAAAUUACUCUUUUUAACCUUGCGUCAUACUAUAUAUACUUUAUAUAAAUAGCAUCUUGAAUUAUUGUUUGAAAAUGAACUUUUUGUAAGACAAACUGAUGAAUUUGUGCUAAAUCUUCCUCAUGGCGCAAUAGUAAUAACAUACAUGUAUAUUGUUGUAAUAUCAUCAAUUAUUGUAGAUACUGUGAUGGGCACUUUAGACUUAUAUUUUGUAUCUAGUUCGAGUAGUAAAUACUAACUUAUUAACAAUAUAAUAUUUGUUAAUAAAUUAGUAAUUAUUGUAGAAACUUAUUAACAAAUAUUAUAUAAAUUGAGAUAAAAAUAAUGCUCGUAAAACACAAAAAAAUAAUCUCGUCUACAAUUUCAUUAGAAGAUUUUUUUACUAAGUAUUCUAGUAAGAACACGAAAACCCUUGUACUAAUACUGCUAAUAUGCGAGAGUAAAUAGCAUAGCCCGUAAUUUAAAGAAACAAAGUAUGGAGUGGUCAUAUAACAAAUACAAGCUAUACUUUGCAUAGAAUUAGUGUAAUUUUCCCAGCGUGGAAAUUACUCAAUAAUUUAAAAAAUGUAAAAAAAAUUAUAAAAUAUAAAAAUUGUAUAAAAAAAAGUGUGGACUAUGAAUUUCCAGUUUAAUAUUCAGCAUAAUUUUACAUAUAUUAAAAUGAAAUCAUAAUUACUACUUACCCAAAAUAUUAGCUUUAAUGUAUCAUAUUGUUAUAAAAAAUAUGAAUGAAAUAAAAUGUGGUGUUUUAGUUAAACUUUACGAUAAUUUAAAUAAUAUUUUUUCUAGUCCGGUAUGUUAAGGAUUUUUCUAACAUGCUGAGCAUUAAACGGAAAAUAUUCUCAGCUGGUAUUGUCUUGUUGACGAACUGCCCGACCUUUGCUUUGUAAUUCGCUUUGAAAUCGCUGUUAAAUUUACAAAGUGCAAGGGUUGGAACUCGCAGGUUACUACUAACUUGUAAUUUAAUGGGAGAGGCAGGAAUUGCUAAUUGUCUUUAUUUCAAUUUUACCAGUGAACGUAUAGGUUUUCUUUUUGAAACAUGAUGGAAAACUUUGCAGGGAAGCUGAGAACUAGGUGUUAAGAGUGAAUAUAUCACUGGAAUUAAUGGUUGCGAUGUUAGGAUCCCUUGCCUGUGAAAAUGGGCAUUAUUUUAAUGCAAAGUAUAGAGGUUGUAACUAUUUCUACUGGUACAGGAUCGUCGUCUUAUUGGUUGUUACUGGUAACGACGAGGGUUUUGCACUUACCGAGUUUCUUUUAAAUUGAAUGGUGUGAGUUCAGCCUGCCCUUUUACAACAUCGCACUGUUCAAAUUAGAAAAGACUAAUUGGAGUAAAGGAAUGGAGUUCUGUUCAACCAAGACCAACUAAAUAAAAUUAUAUGUCGGAACAUCGAGAUGUUGAAGUUCACUUGUUACACUUUUAUGUUUAGUCAGUCUUGGUUUUACUUUAAUUAUAAUAUUAAUAUAAUAUAGAUAUUGUCACAGUAGUAAGAAUAAAAAAUUUCCUCACUUUAGCUGCCGUGUAGUCACUUUUUUUGAAUAUUAUAUAACUAAUAACAUAUUUGCUGCGCGUCUUUUUCUGCUCUAACUACAAUAAAGUUUGGUAUUGCUUGAA